This is a messenger RNA of Dama dama (fallow deer), 1260 nucleotides long. It is a transcript of the gene VSIG8, whose product is annotated as V-set and immunoglobulin domain containing 8. The coding region runs from base 1 to 1260 and encodes 419 amino acids. Gene Ontology annotation, cellular component: intracellular anatomical structure. NCBI's taxonomy places the organism in Eukaryota, Metazoa, Chordata, Mammalia, Artiodactyla, Cervidae. The record is from RefSeq and is a predicted model, not a curated record. The transcript is spliced from 7 exons.
AUGGGAGUCCGAGGAGCAUUCCACCUUCUGCUCGUGUGCCUGAGCCCAGCGCUGCUGUCUGCUGUACGGAUCAAUGGGGAUGGCCAGGAGAUCCUGUACCUGGCGGAAGGUGACAAUGUGAGGCUGGGCUGCCCCUACAUCCUGGACCCUGAGGACUACGGUCCUAAUGGGCUGGACAUCGAGUGGACGCAGGUCAAUUCAGACCCCUCACAUCGGGAGAAUGUGUUCCUUAGUUACCAGGACAAGAGGAUCAACCAUGGCAACCUCCCCCACCUGCAGCAGAGGGUCCGCUUUGCAGCCUCAGACCCCAGCCAGUACGACGCCUCGAUCACCCUUUCGAACCUGCAAGUCUCCGACACAGCCACCUAUGAGUGCCGGGUGAAGAAGACCACCACGGCCACCCGGAGGGUCAUCAUCACUGUCCAAGCACGGCCUGCGGUGCCCUUGUGCUGGUCUGAGGGCCACUUUACACAUGGCAAUGAUGUCGUGCUGAAGUGCUUUGCCAAUGGGGGCAGCCCACCUCUCACCUACAAGUGGGCCAAGAUCAGCGGGCAUACUCACCCCUACCGUGCCGGGUCCUACCAUUCUCAACACAGCUUCCACUCUGAGCUCUCCUACCAGGAGUCCUUCCACAGCUCCAUCAGUCAAGGCCUGAACAACGGUGACCUAGUGUUGAAGGACAUCUCCUACAAGGAUGAUGGGCUGUAUCAGUGCACAGUGGCCAACCACGUGGGCUACAGCGUGUGCGUGGUGGAGGUGAAGGUCUCAGACACCCGGCGCAUAGGAAUCAUCAUCGGCGCAGUGCUGGGCUCUUUGCUCGCGCUGGGCUGCCUCUUGGUGGGCAUCUGGGGGCUCGUCUGCUGCUGCUGCGGGGGCGCCGGGGUCGGCGGCGGCUCCCGCGGUCCCUUCGGCUACGGCGGCGGGGUCGGCGGCGGGGUCGGCGGAGGGGCCUGCGGCGACUUGUCUAAUGAGAUCAGAGAGGACGCCGUGGCGCCCGGGUGCAAGGCCAGCGGGCGCGGCAGCCGCGUCACCCACCUCCUGGGGUACCCGACGCAGAACGUCAGCCGCUCCCUGCGCCGCAAGUACGCGCCUCCGCCCUGCGACGGCCCGGAGGGCGUGGCCCUGGCGCCCCGCCCCGCCCCCGCGGCCGCCGCCUGCGAAGCGGGCCCCUCCCCGGUCUACGUCCAGGUCAAGAGCGCCGAGCCCGCCAGCAGCGCCGCCGAGGGGCCGCUGCAGAGCAAGGACGGCCUCGUGGUGUGA